Molecule: messenger RNA, 1928 nt
Organism: Salvia hispanica
Lineage: Eukaryota; Viridiplantae; Streptophyta; Magnoliopsida; Lamiales; Lamiaceae
Gene: ALDH2B7
Product: aldehyde dehydrogenase 2B7
Molecular function (GO): oxidoreductase activity, acting on the aldehyde or oxo group of donors, NAD or NADP as acceptor
Source: RefSeq, a predicted model, not a curated record
UGCUCUUCCUAACUACGGCUGGCUUACCGAAUCUCAAUUUUAGCAUCGCCAUUACCAGUUAUAACUCACGAUCCGUGAUCAUUUGGCUUGGCGAUGGCGGCAGCUCGGAGAAUCUCAUCUCUUGUUUCACGCUCCCUUCCUUUGCUUCGCGGAGGAAAGCAAAUUAAUGGAGGUAGAGGAGUGUACCGGUACAGUACUGCUGCAGCUCAUGAGAAUCCAAUCAAGCCUCCUGUUAGUGUUCAAUAUGAUCAGCUUCUCAUUGAUGGAAAAUUUGUUGAUGCGGCAUCAGGGAAAACUUUCCCGACUUUGGACCCGAGGACUGGGGAGGUGAUUGCACAUGUUGCAGAAGGUGACGCGGAAGAUGUAAAUCGAGCAGUAUCUGCUGCACGCAAGGCUUUUGAUGAAGGGCCAUGGCCAAGGAUGACGGCUUAUGGGAGACAGAAGAUAUUGUUACGUUUUGCUGAUUUGGUCGAAAAGCAUAAUGAUGAAAUCGCAGCACUUGAGACCUGGGAUAAUGGGAAGCCAUUCGAACAGUCUGCUCAAACAGAAGUACCAAUGUUUGCCAGAUUAUUUCGGUAUUAUGCUGGCUGGACAGAUAAGAUUCACGGCCUCACAGUUCCAGCGGAUGGACCUCAUCAUGUUCAAACUUUGCACGAACCAAUUGGUGUUGCUGGCCAGAUUAUCCCGUGGAACUUCCCUCUCCUGAUGUUUGCUUGGAAAGUUGGACCUGCACUGGCCUGUGGCAACACUGUUGUUCUAAAAACAGCAGAGCAGACACCAUUGUCUGCAUUACUUGUGUCCAAGCUAUUGCAUGAGGCUGGUCUUCCUGAUGGAGUUCUGAAUAUUGUUUCUGGAUUUGGUCCUACAGCUGGUGCUGCUCUUUGCAGCCACAUGGAUGUGGACAAGAUUGCUUUCACUGGUUCAACAGAUACGGGAAGAAUUGUUCUUGAGUUGGCUGCCAAAAGCAAUCUUAAGCCAGUUACUCUGGAACUUGGAGGUAAAUCUCCUUUUAUUGUUUGCGAGGAUGCUGAUGUAGAUCAAGCUGUUGAGCUAGCACACGCUGCUCUAUUUUUCAACCAGGGACAAUGCUGCUGUGCUGGAUCUAGGACUUACGUGCAUGAAAAGGUUUAUGAUGAGUUUGUAGAGAAAGCAAAAGCACGGGCCCUGAAGCGUACUGUUGGGGAUCCAUUCAAGGCAGGCAUAGAGCAAGGCCCUCAGAUCGAUGGGGAACAAUUUGAGAAGAUCCUCAAGUAUAUCAGAAUUGGACAGGAUGCUGGGGCAUCCCUUGAAACUGGAGGUGAUAGACACGGUACACAGGGAUAUUACAUUCAGCCAACUGUUUUCUCCAAUGUUAAGGAUGAUAUGCCGAUUGCAAGGGAGGAGAUCUUCGGACCUGUGCAAACAAUUCUGAAGUUUAAGGACCUCGAUGAAGUGAUCCAGAGGGCUAACAAUAGCAUAUACGGUCUUGCUGCAGGAGUGUUCACUCAUAACCUUGACACUGCAAAUACCUUGAUGAGAGCAUUGAAAGUCGGGACAGUGUGGAUUAACUGCUUCGACACCUUUGAUGCUACGAUUCCGUUUGGCGGAUACAAGAUGAGUGGAAUCGGACGGGAAAAGGGAGAAUAUGGUCUCAAGAAUUACUUGCAAGUGAAAGCAGUUGUUACCCCUAUCAAGAACCCAGCAUGGCUGUGAGCUCUCUGAAUCAUAGAUUCAUAAGUUAAUGUUGCAACUCUAUGAAUUUGAUUUGAUGACUAUAGACUUUGAAAUUUGUCUUAGCUUGAAUGCUCGACAUUUGUAUACCAGUAAGGAAUAAACAUCAUCAGUCAUCAGUUGUAUUGCAAAUCUAAGUCGUCUACGUAUUCUGGUGAAAGAAAAUGUGUGUUGUCUAUGAUUACAUAUGAAUGAAGAUAUGAUUAAGUUUAUUUGCA